AUGCUUAUUCCCAAGGCUGACCGCAAGGCGAUCCAUGAGUACCUCUUCCGUGAGGGCGUCAUGGUCGCUGAGAAGAACUAUGAGUCGACCCACGAGACCGGCAUCCGCAACCUUUAUGUCAUCAAGGCUUGCCAGUCUUUGACCUCGCGCGGCUACGUCAAGACCCAGUUCUCGUGGCAGUACUACUACUACACCCUCACCCCCGAGGGUCUCGACUACCUCCGCGAGUGGCUCCACCUCCCCGCUGAGAUCGUCCCCGCUACCCACAUCAAGUCCCAGCGGUCUCACGCUCCCCCCCGUGGCAUGCUCGGCGGUGAGGAGCGCCGCGAGCGCCCCUUCGGUGGCCGUGGCCGUGGUGACCGCGAGGGCGGCUACCGCCGCCGUGAGGCUGGUGAGGGUAAGGAGGGUGGUGCCCCCGGCGAGUUCGCUCCCCAGUUCCGUGGUGGUUUCGGUCGUGGCCGCGCCGGCCGUGGUGAGGCCCCUCCCUCGUAA
This is a messenger RNA of Neurospora hispaniola, 492 nucleotides long. RefSeq names its product putative 40s ribosomal protein s10-b. The coding region runs from base 1 to 492 and encodes 163 amino acids. The record is from RefSeq and is a predicted model, not a curated record. Gene Ontology annotation, cellular component: cytosolic small ribosomal subunit. The transcript is spliced from 4 exons. Gene Ontology annotation, molecular function: structural constituent of ribosome; RNA binding. Lineage: Eukaryota; Fungi; Ascomycota; Sordariomycetes; Sordariales; Sordariaceae.